Molecule: messenger RNA, 333 nt
Organism: Zychaea mexicana
Lineage: Eukaryota; Fungi; Mucoromycota; Mucoromycetes; Mucorales; Lichtheimiaceae
Exons: 2
Coding region: 1-333 (110 amino acids)
Source: RefSeq, a predicted model, not a curated record
AUGCCAGCUAUGCAAUCAACUGCUUUACCGUCUCCUCUUGUACGUACUUCGCCAGCUAGACGUGGAAAUACAGAGCACAACACACGCUUGGCAACUCCUCGUCCUACCUCGUCUCAUGUAAUCAGUUCUUCUGACUCAGAAGAUGAACCUUUGUUGAAUCCACGUCGACUGCACCAACUGCAACAACAACAGCAAUCGCAACCACAACCACGACCACAGCUACGACCAUCCCUGCCUAAGGAAGACGACAAUGAUUGGGCGAGGCAGCACGAUGCGGAACUCAACGAAUAUUUGACAGUAGUCGGUUGGUAUCGAGCUAGACGAACAAGAUAA